CUUGUCUUCCUGUCUGUGAAACCUACUUAAAACCCAACCACACUCGUAGUGACCACCAUUAAAUGCACCCACCUUGGUGGUUCGACCUUCUCUUUCUGUCUAUCAGAUAAAAUAACAGAUAAAUGGAGGAAGACCACAAUUAUGCGACAGUGACUUUCAAGGCUAAAAAUGAGGUUUCUACAUUUGAGAAACCAAACGAGCUGGAAAUAAUAUAUUCUGAAGUGAAAGCUGAGGUGCAGACAGCUCCUACCACGCCAAUAGAAAAUGAAACAAAAGCUCCACUUUGCUCCCAGCUUCUUCUGGUGGCUGCAGGUUUGGGGAUCAUUUGUGUCAUCUUGGUGUCAUUUAUCAUCACCCUCAAAAUCCAAUUCCAAACAGUCAUGUCAGAGCAGCUCAGAGAAAUCAGCAACCUAACAGCUCAAAAUCAGCAACUGAUGUCAGAGAAGGACGUCUUAAAAACUCAAACACAAGAGCUGACCAGAGAGAGAGAUGGACUCAACUGGACCCUCAAAGUCAUUCUGGAGUAUGAGAACUUCCCUGUGAAAACCCUCUGUCCACAGAAAGUGUGUAAACCUUGCCUGGACAACUGGGUGCGGUUUCAGUCAAACUGUUACCUUAUUACGAAACAUAAGUAUUCCAACGACUGGAGGAAGUGGAUCCAAAGUCAUGAAGAAUGCCAAAAAUUCAACGCAAAUCUGGUGGUGAUAGAAAGCCAAGAAGAACAGGAAUUCAUCAAUAACCACACAGAAAAGUAUCAUGAUGAAAAUCAUGGCUACUGGAUUGGCUUGAGUAAAAAGGAAGAGACAGGGACGUGGAGCUGGUUAGAUGGGAGCAACCUCACUGUGGAGUAUUGGAGAGAUCAACCGUCUAACCUACGCUGGACAGACUGUGCGUUAACCUCGCCUCGAGGACAUCCUUUGGCUAACUGGCAGAAAACUAGCUGUACCAUGUGGAACCGCUACAUCUGUGAAACCAGAGCCUUAACCAAACAGGAUGAAGAUCCAGAAGCUAUCACAUAGAUUAUUGAACAUGUAAAAACUAGCAUUUUAAAUCCAUCUAUUUAAUUGUUUUGCAAGUCUAGAUUUAAGAGUUAAUAAAGAUGUUAUCACAAUUUUA
Molecule: messenger RNA, 1116 nt
Organism: Notolabrus celidotus (New Zealand spotty)
Lineage: Eukaryota; Metazoa; Chordata; Actinopteri; Labriformes; Labridae
Product: CD209 antigen-like protein D
Exons: 7
Coding region: 123-1019 (298 amino acids)
Source: RefSeq, a predicted model, not a curated record